Messenger RNA from Caenorhabditis elegans, 1646 nucleotides. It is a transcript of the gene acc-1, whose product is annotated as Acetylcholine-gated chloride channel subunit acc-1. The record is from RefSeq and is marked reviewed. Gene Ontology annotation, cellular component: postsynapse; membrane; plasma membrane. Gene Ontology annotation, molecular function: extracellular ligand-gated monoatomic ion channel activity; transmembrane signaling receptor activity; monoatomic ion channel activity. Gene Ontology annotation, biological process: excitatory postsynaptic potential; monoatomic ion transmembrane transport; monoatomic ion transport. NCBI's taxonomy places the organism in Eukaryota, Metazoa, Nematoda, Chromadorea, Rhabditida, Rhabditidae.
GUAUCCAUUCGAAUGAAACGGGAUCUCUUUUUUGGCAAUAUGAUAUUCAAAUUGUUGUGAUUCUUCAAAAGUCAUAGCAAACAUCGACGGCAGCUGUGCCAAUAGAUCCAAGAAGAUGAGUCAUCCGGGUUGGAUUAUGGUGUCGUUCCUAACCGAAUUACUAUCACAAUCAUCAAAAGGAAUAGCUCAGUCACUGGAUAAUUGUGCAAAUGACACAGAAAUCAUCAAUGCACUACUCAAAGAUAGCUACAAUAAACAUUAUAUCCCUUCUCAUCCUACACAUGUUCGAGUGGAUAUGUGGGUUCAGGAAGUAACAUCAGUUUCAGAAUUAACGCAGGAUUUUGAAAUAGAUUUGUAUAUCAACGAAUUUUGGGAAGAUCCUGCAUUAGUAUACGAAGAUAUGAAUCCAUGUAAGCGAAAUAUAUCAUUUGAUGAUAAGGUCUUACAACGAUUAUGGUUGCCGAACACUUGCUUCAUCAAUUCAAAAAGUGCAGCAAUUCACGAAUCUCCAUUCAAGAACGUCUUCCUGAUGGUUUUCUCAAAUGGUACUCUCUGGACAAACUAUCGAAUGAAAUUAACAGGACCUUGUGAUAUGAAACUAAAAAGAUUUCCGUUCGAUAAGCAGAAAUGCUAUCUCACUUUUGAAUCUUUCAACUACAAUACUGGAGAAGUGAGAAUGCAGUGGAAUCAACCGUAUCCAGUAAUUCUGCUCAAAAGAAUUGAACUUCCUGAUUUCAAAUUAGUCAAUUUUAGUGUUAUUGCUGUUGAACAGAUGUACCCAGCUGGUUGGUGGGAUGAGCUUACUGUAGCGUUUGUAUUCGAACGAAGAUAUGGUUGGUAUGUUCUUCAAGGAUAUAUUCCUACCAUGGUGACCAUUGUUAUCUCUUGGAUUUCAUUUUAUUUGGGACCAAGAGCAAUCCCAGCUAGGACUAUGCUUGGUGUCAACUCUCUUCUAGCAAUGACUUUUCAGUUUGGAAAUAUCAUUCGAAAUUUGCCACGUGUAUCUUAUGUAAAAGCAAUUGAUGUUUGGAUGUUAUCUGGAAUGCUUUUUAUAUUUUUAUCACUUCUUGAAUUGGCAGUAGUUGGAUUUAUGUCAAGGAAUGAAGGUCUACCGCCUAAAGUCAAAAAACGGAAACGACAAGAAGAUGAUGAUGAAGGAUUUUCAUGGAAAAGUAUGCAAACUAGUCCGCACUUGGAAUUAAGACAGUUUUGGGUAGACAAACGGGUGAAUUCAUUACGGAAUGACAGCGCAGUGCCGCCUGUUGAAGAUUAUGCGCCAAUGGAACUCGAACAACCGUAUCAAAAUAUUACAAAACGAAGAGAAAAACGGAAAUGGAUGAGUGGGUUGAGGAAAAAAUGGAGGGCGAUGAGGGAAUUACGGCCUGAAACAGUAGAUUUUUAUAGCGCAAUCUUCUUCCCAACAGCGUAUAUGCUUUUCAACAUUUCAUAUUGGAGUUUCUACCUGACAAGUCUUUCCGAAUAUUUUGAUGAAGAUGUGAAUAUUGAUCAACCUUAAUUAAUAUGAUUAUCAAAUUUAUCUUUUUUUUGCAGUUUUAAAUUCAAUUUCAACAAUAUCAAAAAUUUCAAUGAUCUCAAAUCUGUUCUAUGUAUUUCUUGUUGUUGGUUUUUGUAUUUUUAUGAAUAAA